Molecule: messenger RNA, 2058 nt
Organism: Symbiodinium sp. CCMP2456
Lineage: Eukaryota; Dinophyceae; Suessiales; Symbiodiniaceae
Source: the annotation of a GenBank genome assembly
AUGGACAGCGAUGUCGUGGUGGUGCCUCGAUUGCUGGGCAUACUACAACCACUGACGCUGGAAAUCGUGAACUGGCCAGGCAGUGAGGACCAAUGGCUUGAAGGUCCAAGCUCUGCAUCAGCGCCCUCACGCCGGAUCCCGUUCAGCAAACAUCUGUUUGUCGAGAAGCGGGACUUUGGGAUCUCAAGUGCAGAGGCUGGCGAUUCGGAACCGCGAUUUUCUGUUGGAGAGAAGGUGAGGCUUCGACAUUGCUACAUCAUUUGCUGCAAGACGGUGUUGUUCGAUGAUGCCGCGGAGGUCACAGCAAUUCAAUGCGAAUGCGAGUUUGACAGCUUGGGAGCCACGGGCAGCGAGAAUAAAUCCGAUGGGCCCGGACCAAAUGUAGUGUCAUGGGUGGCUGCCUCACGCGACUUACACGUGCAGGUGGCCUUGCAGCCCGGUCCUGCCGACUUGGUCGCUGGGCACGGAGAUGCCGGUGGGCGCCUAUUUUGUGAGCCAUGGUUGGCGGCGCUGUGGCCUGAACUGGUUCAUCAUCAUGGCCGUUCCACGCAGGAUGGAUAUCAUGGCGUUGGUGCAGACUCGCCGACCGACCCGUCUGAGCAAUCCAAGUUUGGAGGUGUGGUCCAGCUUGAGCGGCUUGGCGAGUUUCGUAUUUGCCAAGUUGGUGCUUCCUGUGCAUUGCAGUGUGUACGGGCCUGGGUGCCCAAAACACCCGCCAAGCCGGGAAAAAGACAGCGGGUGCCGACGGCUGUCCACGAGGCCACGGCAUUGGCAUCAGCCGCACGCAAACAAGCCAUGAAGGAUGCAGCCUGCCACUUCUCACUUGAGGAGCCGUUAUUACUCAUGUGUGCCUGUGAUCGCUGGGAGCGAGUGCUAGCACUGGACCUGCGGGAAGCUUGGCGCGAAGCAGCUCAAUUGGAAGAAGUCGGCCAGGGCUUGUUCCGACUGCGUGUCAAGGAUGCUGCUCUGUCUCCAGCUCAUCCAGCGAGGGGCAAAUCCAGCAGUCCCGAGCCCCCUCUACUGCGCGAGGGCACAUUCAAGACAGACGAUGUGUGGCACGUGGCCGGUUUAAGGCGAUGCUUGCGUUUGCUUACUUUUCCGGGCUCUCGGAACGAUCUGGUGGCCCAAGCUGGCAAGGUGAAACUCGACUUCCCUCGCGGCUGGAGCUUGGAACAUGAGGGUCCGUAUCAGCCACGCUACGAGUCCUUGGCUCCGUACGCGCAGUCCUGCGGCUUCAUGGCCGCCCAGCUAGGAAGAGCGAUUGCGGGGCCGUUGCGUGAUGCAAGUGACGCGGAGGACGCGGCUGACACUGCAAGCGUGGUCACGGUGCAGAUCGUUGGAAGGGAAGAUUUGUUUUUGUUGGCUCAGGAUGACUUGGGCUUCGAUGCCUACUCGCCCACGGAGUUCGGCACGAGCUGGAGGGCUCGGCCCUUCCCGGACUACAGCGCCGCGCUGGAGCCCUUGGCGGCCCUGGCUAUGCUUGGCCUGGGCUUGCGGCUGCACCAGCGUCUUUGGUCCCAAGCGCCCAGAGCCUUCUUGGAUGCCACCUGUGGCACGGGGACCCUGGCAGCUGCAGCGAAGUACUGCCAAAAGGACUGGCCUAUCUUUGCCGGGGACGUGAAUCCCACUCUGGCGAAGAGGGCGCGCAUCAACUUGGAGGCCGCCUUCCCGAAACAGACCUUCGAGCUCACCGAGCUUUCGGAGAAGCCAGUCCCAGGCAUCGGGGUCAGGGAGUGGGAUGCCACGGAGCCUUGGCCCAUACCCCCAACUGCUGCAGUCAGCAGCACGGGCCGGGGACUUUUGAUCGCUUCGAACCUUCCUUGGGGCAAGAACUUGAAGUGCCAAGUGGAGGCUGCUACCCUGAUCACCAAGUGCCUGGCACGAUCCUUUCCGGAGGCGACGCUUUGCCUCGUGGCGCCGGAGGAGGUCGCUCGCAACUGCGACGGGUGGUUCCGCACCAUGUUUACGGAGCCGGCCAAGGAUCCGAUGGCCCAGUUGAAAGCCCGCACAGCUGCGACAGCUGCCCGGAACUUAGCAUCCAAGGAUGGCAAGGACUGA